AUGGAGAAUAGUCUGUUGCACUUGAAGGUUAAUUUUGAAAUCAAUGGUGUCAGAUUCAAUGAAUUUAGCGAGUGCAAUUUAUAUUUGUUGAGGGCUAUAGAAGAGGACAUAUGCUCUUCUACAAGUAUUGAGGAUGUAUUCAAGUUUCCUGGGAUUGCUUUCCAUUUCCUGCCGCUGUCUCAACUUAAAGAUGCUGCGAUAUGUAGACUUGUAGAUAUCAUUGACGAUAAUCUAGGCGAGAUUUAUUUGAAAAACUAUGGAAAGAAAUGGAAAGAUGCAAAGAAAAGGGAAUUGAAUGAAGCAGGAAUGGUAAUAGUUAGUAUCACUAGAGAUGAUUCUGGUCAAGUAGAAGGGUUUAUUUCGUUUAAGAUGUGUUUUGAUGCUGAUGAAAAAUUUGUAUUGUACUUGUAUGAAAUACAGCUUGGUAAAAAACUUCAAGGACACGGCUUGGGACAGAGUAUAAUGGACCAAUUCCAUGAAUAUGUAGCAUCCUUACAACGGUCAUCAAAUAAACUCUAUCAGAAAUUAAACGGUACUGCAUUAACGGUGUUUUCUGAAAAUGAACGAGCUUUUGCGUGGUAUACAAGAUUGGGGUAUAAAUUUGCAGAAUGCUCGCCAAUGGAUAAAACUAAACGAGAUGGCACGGUUAAAAAGCCAAAAUUCUAUUUAAUGAAGAGACACUAUCGAGCGACACUAUCGAGCAGAGCGAGAUAG
Molecule: messenger RNA, 714 nt
Organism: Lodderomyces oxycetoniae
Lineage: Eukaryota; Fungi; Ascomycota; Pichiomycetes; Serinales; Debaryomycetaceae
Gene: NAT4
Product: Nat4p
Exons: 1
Coding region: 1-714 (237 amino acids)
Cellular component (GO): nucleus
Molecular function (GO): protein N-terminal-serine acetyltransferase activity; histone H2A acetyltransferase activity; histone H4 acetyltransferase activity
Source: RefSeq, a predicted model, not a curated record